AUGAAGGAGAUGGAGAACCGCAUCAAGCGGAGGGUGAUGCGGCAGCUCCAGCGGGAUAUCAGCAAAGAGAUCCAACAAAUGCUUGAUGAGCGGGAUAUCAUCAUUAACAAACUCUGCCAGGAGAAUCGAGAGCUCAAGGAGAUCGUUACGCAGCAUCUCGGCAGUGUAUUCCAGGAUUCUUCCCCUCAUCAUUUCAACCUUUCGCCCGGGGAGGUUAUUCUGUAA
Phytomonas sp. Hart1 is the source of this 225-nucleotide messenger RNA. The record is from the annotation of a GenBank genome assembly. NCBI's taxonomy places the organism in Eukaryota, Euglenozoa, Kinetoplastea, Trypanosomatida, Trypanosomatidae.